AUGGUCCGGGAAGCUAAGAUAGACGCCCGGGUGUAUGGCGUUGAUGCGCAGCGGUUUUACGACAUCGUGUACGCUGACGCGGCCCCCCUGAAGCGCUACCACGCGACCGCCAACGGCUGCAACCACGCGGUCGCGUCGCCCUGGCUGGACGGCCGCCGCACCGUGCACUUUACCAUUGCCCUGGCGCUGCCCUCAGCCUUUCAAAAGAUCGUCGGUGAGGGGGCGGGGCUGGGGGCAGCCCAGGAGGCGCGCGACGUGCAGGCGUACGCCUGCGCCCGAAACGGCUGCGCCGCGGCGCGGGCGGGGCCGCGGCUUGCAGCUCGCGCCGGGCCCAUCCCAGUGCGCGAGGUCCAGACUGUUGUGUGGGACGGCGGCUGCAGCUUCACAGUGACGUCAGAGCCGGAACUGACGUUCCCCGGCGCCGCCAACUUCCCGACCCACGCGCAGCUGACGGUGCGCGACGCGCCCUGCGGCGCGCUGGCCGCCGUCGCGCUGUCGUGCCUGGUGCGCUGCAGCGCGGGCGUGCCGUGGGUCAUGCAGAAGACGGUGGAGGGGCUGAUGGCCGACCAGGCCAAGCAGUCACUGGCUGGAUUCCUCGACUUCUGCGAGAUGCUCUGCAAGGAGCACCUGGCUGCCCCUGUUCCCGCACCACGGCCAAAGCUGGCUCCCCUCGCUUCGGAGCCUGGCCCGGCGGCAGCUGCCGCCGUGGUUGUGGACGCGACGGGGGACGCUUUGACAUGCGACAGCAGCGCCGGCAGCGGCAGCAGCCGCGGCAUCGGCGCGCGCAUCAAGGGGGACAAGGAAUGGGUGGUCGCGCCCGACACGCCGCCACUCGCGGCCAGCAGCGGCGCGGCGGAGGCGGCCGCGGUGGUGGCGGCGGCGCGGCUGCUGCUCUCCGCUGCGACGCCGCAGGCGGACGCGGCGAGCGCCACGUUGGUCGUGCCCACGGCGCACGAGGGCGGUGCCCUGCCUGCCUGUGCGGCUUCCGGGCCCAGUUCACCGUUGGCAGGUGCGGCUGCUGAGGGCGCCGCCCUGCUUGCUGCGGCGCCCUCCGAGAGUGCCGCGCCAUUCGAGGCGGCCGCGCAGUCCGACAGUGCCGAGCUGCACGAGGCUGCGGCGCAGUCCGAGAUUGCCGAGCCGUCCGUGGCUGAGGCGCAGUCCGAGAGUGCCGCGCAGUCCGAGGCUGAGGCACAGUCGGAGGGUGCCGCGCCGUCUGAGGUUGUGGCGCAGUUCGAGAGUGCCGUGCCGUCUGAGGUUGUGGCGCAGUCUCAGAAUGCCGCGCCUUCCGAGGCUGCGGCACAGUCCGAGGACUCGGGGGCCGAGAGCGAGGACGAGUUUUUCGAUGCGACAGAGGGCGGCCUGCGGCGGCAGCAGCUUGAGCAGCGGCUGCUGGACGAGCAGCCGCAGCAGGAGGAGGAGCUGCAGCAGCGGGAGCAGCAGCAGCAGCAGCAGCAUCCAUUAGAGGAGCAGCAGCAGCAGCAAGAGGAGCAGCAGCAUCGGCAGCAGGAUGUCGCAUCUCGCAGCAUUUCAAGGGUGGUGGCGGCAUCGGCGCCCCCUGCAGCAGCGCCGGCCGACGCGGUGCAGUUGAUCGAGUCUUUGGUGGGGCAGAUAGCAGAGCUUGGGCAGGCCCAAUUGAACAGCAACAGGCUGCUGGCCGAGGUGGAGGCGCGCCUGCGCAGCGUUGAGCUGGACCUGGCUAAGGCGCUGGCCUACCAGGAGGGCCAGGCCUCAGUGCUGGACCUCGUGCGGCGCAGGGGCGGCCUGCAGUAUGCCAGCGGCGGCCUCGGGGCCGGCACGGCGGCGCUGCUGGUGGCGGCGGCGGCCGCGGGCGGCGUCGCCGCGCUCGUGCUGCUGCGGCGCAGGGCGGGCUGA
Messenger RNA from Monoraphidium neglectum, 1872 nucleotides. RefSeq lists its product as hypothetical. The record is from RefSeq and is a predicted model, not a curated record. Bases 1 to 1872 code for a protein of 623 amino acids. The transcript has 6 exons. NCBI's taxonomy places the organism in Eukaryota, Viridiplantae, Chlorophyta, Chlorophyceae, Sphaeropleales, Selenastraceae.